AUGAUAUCAACUACUACUGUACUAUUACAACAACAACAACAACAACAACAACAACAACAACAACAACAUAUUUAUAGAGGAGAUAGAAGAUCAUACUUUAGAAAUAUGUUGUCAAUAACAAAUAUGUACUUGAUGUUUAUUGGAUUGAUCGUAAUGAUCACUAUGUUACCUGUACAAACCAAAGCCGACUCAUUGACUACUGCAUUAUAUAAUGGAUAUGCACUAAUAGGUGCUAAUCCCAACUCAAAGAUACCAUUUGUAACAUUCUUAACAAAGAACAAUGUUAGUCUUCCAUACUCUAUCAACAAUCCAUAUACUAUUACACAGGUGUUCAGUUCACCUUCAAAGAAGUACGGUUCGACAGUGGACAUUGGACCAGCUUCAACAGGUCUGCCACCAAUCACAAAGAGGGAUACAAUGAUUAUUGGCGCAAUUGGUUCACCAAGUGACAAUGCUGUCUAUAUAUUCAACUUGGACGAAUGCGCAAGUUCAAAGAAGGAGUGUGAUGAGAUCAUCACUUUCCUACCUCCACCAAACAACACCAAUGCUCACAACAAGAAAAACAACAUCAUCAAUCCCGAUAAGCCAAACGUCACUGGACAGGACGACUGCCAAAUAGGCAACAUCAUUGCCGUUGGCUACAACUUUGUCGUCAGCUCAUGUCAGAACAACCUACUCGAUGGCACGAACAAGUACUCUCCACUAGUCUUCUGUUUCCUUGAUCUCGAGAAGAAAGCUGACAACUGUUCAGAGAUAGCUUAUUGGGAUGAUAAUAUCAAUCCUUGUCAGCCUGCGCGUGGACAGAUGUAUGUGACGGGCAUUGAUACGGAUGGAACAUUGGUCACGUUAUCAUAUUGUGCCGUAUGCAUGCAGCCCAAGAACUCGACACAUCUUGGUGUACAAUACGUCAGUGCAUUCGUCGUCCUGAAUGUAACCAAUCCACAUCACAUCGUCCAACUCUCAGAAGUGUACAAUACCAACAGGACAAAGUCCUGCCCAUCAUCAAUAUCGAUCAAUGAGGAAUGGAUUGUGAUUGGUUACGACGAGGAAUCAAGCGCAGACAUAUUUAUUAGCGACGACAUUACAUUGACGAACUACACGUACUUUGAUUCGGUUGGUGGCAACAGCUCCAACUUUGACAACUUUGGAUCGAUCGUGCAGAUCAGCGACAACAUAUUGGUGGUGUCGGCGCCCGGCUCGCCAGCCAGCGAACAGCCUGCAUUCAUCUCGUUCUACGAGCUGUUCCAGGCCAAUGGCAGCUCGGUGCGUAUCGACACCCUCGCCUCGAUCCCCAACCUCAACUACCGCUCGAUGUACGACUAUGGCUACUAUUUCACGUUCAACGCACAGGAGCUGUUCCUCGUGUCGAUCGAUGAGAUGCUCGUCAACUACGCGUUUGACGUGUACACCGUCUGUCCAGUCGGCCAGGAAUGGUACUCGGUCGGUAGCGUAUGCCGCACGUGUCCGCCCGGCCAGUACAAGUCGGUGAGCAACCCGUCAUCCAACAGCUCGUUUGAGCUCUGUUACCCGUGCCCCUCGGGCUACUAUACUGGCAACAACAUGGGCAUCUCUUCGACAGAGGAGUGCCAGUCUUUCUACCCUGCGUGUACACACGAGCAGUACUGCCCAGACGGCACAGUGUGGCCCGUUGACAGUGUUGCUGUCAACUACACGUCACUGUCGGUGCCCAACCCGAUCCAGACCGACCAGCUGGACUUUGAGAGCACGUUCUACAACUCCUACCCGUGGUUCCUGGUCAUCCUGGGCAUCUCGCUCAUCUUCACGAUCAGUGUGUGCACUCCAUGGCCGCGCUACGCCAACUUCCAAUCUCGGCUGAUACGCAACUUGUUGCGCGUCAACUUCUACGACCUGACAGGCGAGGCGCACAUCAAGGAGGAAGACUACUUGGAGCGCACCUCCAACCGCCCGAUCGGCAUCAACAACGACACGCGUGGCAUGGGAGUCUACGUGCGCAAGAAGCGAAUGGUCGUCGUGCCACAAAAGGCCGUCGAGAGCUUCUGCACGUACUUCUUCCUGUUUAUGCUGUUCCUGAUGAUCCUGUUCAUGUUCCAGUUCCAGAGCGUCAAUCAGAACCUCAGCAUCGAGCUGCGAUCGUAUGGUCAGGUGUCGACCGACCCCAACCUGGCCGACCGUUACAACGAGAUCCAGUACCUCAAGAUCGUCGACAGCAGUCCGAUGCGCGUCACAAUCGACCUGUACGGCUACACGGGCAACUGCAGCAUCGAUGAGCUGAACCUCGUGCUGACCGGCUGCCAGACACCCAACUACAUGGGCGAGUGCAAGUACAUGGUUGCCUCACAGGUGCUCCAGUAUUACUCCAACGUAUCAAAGAUCGAGGACAAUGCCACAGUAUGCCAAUUCCAAGUGUCAAUUGCCAAGGGUGCAGAGUUUGGAGAUGAGUCAUCCUAUUCAUUCCAGAUCACACCGCUGCUCAACUACUUCUACGCACAACGUAUCGUCUACAAUGUGUCCACACUCAAUGAUGACACGGACAUCAACACUGGCAACUCCUAUGUUUCCGGAGUCAUCCAACCUCUCGAAGACACCAUCCUUCGUCCAUCUGCAUCAAUAUCUUUGUUAUCAAUGAUAACAUUCAUGACAAAGUGUAAUGUACAUUCAUCGAAUAAUGACUUUACACUGGUGCGACCAAUGGUGGAGAAGUGCGUGUUUGAUCGACAGAGCUACAAGGACUACAGCUUCAUAUCGAACGCCACGUCUUAUUUGGAGCCCGACCAAUUCCACGACUCGCCAGCCUCGUUCACAUUCCGUGUCGAUGUUGAAAAGAGUGUAUUCUUCCGUUAUGUUACAUCAUCACAUACUGUAUCAUUCGGUCAAAUCGUCACGGUGGUCAUGUUUGCCAUGCUAGAUAUCUUCUGGCUGAUACAAGUGAUUGUACCAUGCGUACAACUGAUCGUCGGUCUAUUCGAAGGUGCUCUCAAGAACAACAAGAGAAAGCUAUACGAAGAGAUUGGUGAUAGAGACAGUGCAAUGGAUAAGCUAAAGAAGGGUGCUCCAUCUUCAGCAUCCUCAUCAUCUUCAUCAUCACCAUUAUUAUCGAUGAAUUAG
Molecule: messenger RNA, 3087 nt
Organism: Acytostelium subglobosum LB1
Lineage: Eukaryota; Evosea; Eumycetozoa; Acytosteliales; Acytosteliaceae
Exons: 5
Coding region: 1-3087 (1028 amino acids)
Source: RefSeq, a predicted model, not a curated record